UAGACUGUCACUUAUAAGGACGAUCGUUUAUCGAAGUACAAAAAGUGUUGGUUGGCAAAAACCGGAGACUACAGCAGCAACAAAACGAGAUUUCAAGUUUGAUUGAUUAUAUGGCUAGUUACUGUGCUGUGUGGCGUUCAUUAUCAUGUCAACACCAGAAACUAAACUAGAGCUCUACGAUGAUUAUGCUUCAGCAACUGAAUCGAUGGAGGGCCAAAUGUCGGUUCCUUCCACCAGCAGAAAUACCACAGAUCCUGGAGCACCCAAUUUCAGCACACUGGAUGAACCUAUUAAAGAUACAUUCCUCCGUGAUGUAAAAGCAGUUGGUGUGAAGUUUUAUCAUGUACUCAUACCAAAGGAGAAAAACACCUUACUGCGGGAUUGGGACUUGUGGGGUCCGCUCAUCCUGUGCACAUUCAUGGCAACCAUCCUGCAGGGUUCGGCUGAUGACAUGAACGAUGGUGGACCGGAGUUCGCGCAGGUAUUUGUGAUUGUCUGGAUCGGUGCCAUGAUUGUCACUCUCAACUCAAAAUUGUUGGGUGGAAAUAUCUCGUUUUUCCAAUCCGUUUGUGUGCUAGGCUACUGUUUAACGCCCUGUGCAGCAGCACUAAUUGUGUGUCGGAUUAUCCUAGUGGCAGAACAAACAGGCUUUCUGUUUCUCUUGCGACUAAUGGUCUCCGCACUUGGUUUUGGCUGGGCCACUUAUGCAUCGAUAAUAUUUCUCGGUGAUAGUCAGCCAGCAAACCGGAAGGCCCUAGCCGUGUAUCCAAUAUUUCUAUUCUAUUUCAUCAUAUCCUGGCUAGUGGUGUCACAUAGUAACGUCUAAUUAUCGACUGGACGAUAGCAAAUGACUGGAGUGAUAAUUAAUCCUACGUAGUUCUCUAAGUUAUGUACAUAUAUUUAAAGGUAACGUUUUCGUGAAUCAUUUGCAAUGUAGACAAGAUAAUCCGAUGCAUUUUAAAAGCAUGGCAAAAUAGCUGAAUAUAUUCUCCUGUGAGUACGAAACUGAAA
This is a messenger RNA of Malaya genurostris, 1011 nucleotides long. Its product is annotated as protein YIPF6. Gene Ontology annotation, biological process: endoplasmic reticulum to Golgi vesicle-mediated transport. The record is from RefSeq and is a predicted model, not a curated record. Gene Ontology annotation, cellular component: trans-Golgi network; membrane. Bases 146 to 826 code for a protein of 226 amino acids. NCBI's taxonomy places the organism in Eukaryota, Metazoa, Arthropoda, Insecta, Diptera, Culicidae. The transcript is spliced from 5 exons.